CUUCUUGUUAGUGUAUCGCGGCAACUUGGCCAAACAACUAAAUGUUCUUCCGCCAGAUGGCAAAAUGUAGAUAAGAAACUUGAUUAUCCACUUUUUUUUGUUUGUUUGUUUGAUGGUGAGGAUUUUUCCCCCUCCCGAUAUGUGCCUUGGCUCAAUAAAGGUUGGAAAACGCCGGUCAGUCGAGAAAGAAGUCAAACGGCGCCAUCUGCUGGGCGCGCCAGGAAGAUUCUCCACCGGCUGCCCCCGAUUUUGUUGCGGCCGGGGGAGUGUGUCGCGACGUUGUGUACAAGUCCUUUUACCAGCGCGGGUUUUCGCCACAUUGAAUCCGUUUUGCUCAUUUGUUUUGGAGAAGGAAAGAGCGAGGAGGCCUCGUUUGGAUUCGGUCGGAGACGUGCUGCGUGUGGGCGGCGCUUAGCGCUGCCGUUUCCGGAGCUUGCUCCAGCCAGUCGCGGCACUCCGCUUCGGCUGCGAUGCCGGCCGCUCACCGUCGCCGUUCGGGUCCGAGAGGUGUCCCGCGUCGGGGGUGAGCCUUCCUUCCCGCGGGAAUCACAAGUUGGACGCCGAGCUCUCGUCGGACGCGUGUGCCGCUUGCCCUUAAAGCUUGUUCGCUUCGGAGAAUGGGCGCGCGAUGAUUCCCGUUCCCGUCUUGAGGACGGUGGAGACCUCCCAAGGCAUCGGUCAUGCUCUCCGGUGAGGGCGCGGAUCGGCGGGAGCCCGCCAUUACGGCGCAUGGAGGUCAAAGGUCAUCUGAUCACAUCCAUGGGUUUGCUGGGCGCUCUGGAUGCGCAAGUGCGCCACGACGGCAAGCUGCAGGCCGAGCGGGUCGCGGCUCUGCAAGAGAGGAAGCGGGCCCUGGAGGCGCUGCUCAGCGCUCGCGUCGACGAGCUCAAACUUGUUUGUUUCCAAGAAGCCGAGCUGACGGGGAAGCUGCCGCGAGCCUUCCCCCUGGAGACGGGGGAGAAGCCCCCGACGGUGCGGCGCAGAGCCGGCGCGCCUCCUCCCAACGACGACGUCGCCCGCGGGAGGCGGAUGAAAGCCAUGUUGACGGGCGCCCUGUACCGGCACGCCGAGUCGGACGGGAACCUCCCCAACGGCAAGAGGACGGUUCACCGCGGCUGUCACACGGAGGGCGGCGUCCCGUCGGAGAGCACGAGCUCCGUGUCCGAUUCAACGUCGCACGACGACGAGCGCCCCCCCGGCGUGGCCGCCGAUCGGCGCUCCCUGUCGCAGCCCGGCCUCAGCGCCGCCAGCCCCGACCGCGCCAUCCGAAAGAAACUCUCUCCCGUCGAGAUUUACUACGAAAUGAGGACCCGGCGGAAUUCCCUCACCGGCUCCGUCAGCCCGACUCACUCUUUGCCAAGAAGCGCGUCCAACGCGGAAGGCAGAAGCGUUCCGGCGACGCCCCUCUUGGCCCGCACCACAGCCAUCAGCGUUCACGUCAGGUCGGACGCGUCGGGGAGCAACGGCUUGAAACAGUGGUCCGGCAGUCUGGACGCGCCCUACAUGAUCCCACUGGCCCGGGAGGGCCUUUCCACCUCCAGAGCCAGACGCAGCUACAGCUCGGAGGCCCUGCUGGAUCGCUCCGGCCUCCCGGACCGCCCCCCAAAUGGCACGCGGCCCGCGGGGGGGCCCCGCGAGAGCUCGCAAGCGCCCGCGGACGGGAAUCUACGACACGUUCGCCCGGGCGGCCCCGAGAAGCGGGCGGACGGCUCGGGGGAGCGGGCCGAAACGACGGGGGGCCGGGGGGCCGGGGCGGGCCGCGACGACCCCUUGACGGACUACGUGUGGGGACAGCGGCAAAGGAUGCGAGCGCGGCCCGACCUCUUCCGGUCCCCGCCCUCUCGGCGCCCCCGCGGCCGAGGAGCGGCCCCCGACGCCGACGGCUUCUCCCGCUCCCAGCUGCAUCUGCCGGGCGCCGCCCCCCCUUUCAGCCCCGCGGUGGGCCGGGGCGCUCCGGCCGACGCACGCGGGGUCAAGGUGGCCAGGACCAAAUCUUGCGGCCCCUUCGUCCCUUUGCGGGAGGCCGCCCCGCCGUCGGCGUACGAGUCGCGCCUUCCCGCCCCCGGGACGGAGGCGUCCGUCCGCGCCUUCCCGGGAAGAGCCCCGCAAUUGUCCCUGGCCACCCCCGAGGACGCGACGCGCAGCCUGCACAAAGCGCUGGCCCUGGAGGGACUGAGAGACUGGUACCUUCGCAACGCCCUGGGCUACCCUCCCAAGGGCCACCAAGCGGGCGUUUCGCGGCUGUCGCACGCCCGCCCCCAGGCGCAGUCCGUCCAAGGCCAAGCGGGCAACCCCCACAGGCCUCAAAUGUCCCAGUCCGUCAGCUUCCACGGCCACCCGCUGCACGGCAGGUCAACUGAGCUGUCCCUCUAUCAGGAGACUCCUCACCCGCAGACGCAAGAAGGGGCCCCCGAGGAGCCCAGCGCAGACCCGGGCACCCUCGUCUGAAGCGGGGGGGUGGGGGGGGAGCCAAAGGACCGAGCAUCCGCCCCAAGUCCAGACUUGAACGGGGAAACAAAACACGGCGACCUCGGCGGAAAAAUGAGCGUCACCAACGCCGGGAAGCCGCGCGGCGUGAAAAGCCCCGUCGGGAGGCGAUCCCGUCGUGCGGGUCCCCAGCGUUCACUGAGAAUAUUGUCCAGCCGUCCCUCCGAACGGAGACGGGUCUCCCCCGCAUCUACUUUUUCUAUCACUUUUGUAGCUCUCCAAAAGUUCUAUUGAAGACAGCCUGUGUUGCUCAUGAAGCACGAUGACAUGCAAGUCAAGGUGCGUUUGCGGACGAUUACAAGCAGAACGAAAGAAAACAAAAAGAGACCUCGAUCUCCAUCUGCCAUUCGUUUUCCAGCCGUUCCUACUUGUCAACGCGGACAUGCCAAACGGGCCGGAAACUCGAGUCGAGCAGAGCGCUUUCCAAUCCUCCCCAGCGGUCGUAUUUAGCCUCUCGCUUUUGAACGGAAUCCAGUGAAGCGGCCGGCCGGCUGGCCAGCGACGCCACCGAAAGUUGGGCCCCUUUGAUUGGUCGUCAUCGCAGACGAGCGGCCGGGGCGCUCGCAGUCGUCAUCGGCCUCUUUCGCCCUGUAAAUAGUGUCCAGGAUCUUUUAGUUCCUUCCUAACAAGUCGGAUUUUUCAACUAACUGCACGUUUCCACUUUUCAUGAAUUUGAUUUUCUGCUCACAUCAAGCACCAAAAAGUUGAGGCCGCCGUCCCGUUGUUGUUCUGAGUGAGCCGGGCUCACGCCAGAAAAUGGAUCUCUGCCGAUCAUUUGAACAUUUCCACCACUCUACUCGUUUUUGUCGGGUUGUUGUUUUUGUUUCACGUCACAGUUUGGUGUCGGCCGCAGAGAAAAAAGACGCUUUGCAUUCCGUUCCAUCCAUUUCUUAGUUUCGGCGACAUCCAAUUGUAAUCCGUUUGAUGUCAACGGAACUUGGCGUAUUUUUGAGCGUACGUACGAUCUUUGGACUCAUUUGAAUGUAUUUCUUUGUUUGAUGCUGUACGUUUCCUACUGGCGACCAAACCGUAGCACCCCCCCUGCGGAUUUAAUGUUCAAACAUACUCGGCUUAUAGGAUUUUCCGAAAAGACCAAAUGUCUGUGCACUGGGAGUCGAAAUGUAUUUUUCUUCGAGCGGAGAAGAACUUUAGCUCCAAAUCUGGUCUAUUCCUCAACUUGAAGCCUUUGUAGCAAUCUACUGUAGCUCAUUCUCAUCGGUCAGUGCGGGAAUGAACGCGUUCGAGCCGUCAUACGCAGCGGGGUGACUUGCUAACAUCCGAGUCUCUCUUGCUCUCUCUUUUAAUGUGUUGAAAUAGCGCCGUUGCGUCUCCGUUCAUUUAACGGGUCUAUGAAAUCAGGCUCAGUAGGCCUUCCCUUAUCCUCGAUGUACCCGUACGUAUGCAAUUGUGCAUUCAUUCGACUCAAAUAAAGUUUCAUGUUGCAAUCAA
Messenger RNA from Hippocampus zosterae (dwarf seahorse), 3936 nucleotides. RefSeq names its product coiled-coil domain containing 120b (gene ccdc120b). The transcript has 10 exons. NCBI's taxonomy places the organism in Eukaryota, Metazoa, Chordata, Actinopteri, Syngnathiformes, Syngnathidae. The coding region runs from base 730 to 2448 and encodes 572 amino acids. The record is from RefSeq and is a predicted model, not a curated record.